AGAGGGCUCUCACAGAAACAUGUCAGCGCCCGUGCAAAACUAUUGCGUUUGCUCAUUGUAGUCUAUGAGUUUACGUAUUUCCAUAGUAUUUCCUUGUUACACCAUACAGAAAUACAUGGGUACUCAGUGCUUUUGUAAAGGUAUAAGGACGUGCCUUGUUUGCGAAACGAGCAAAGAGGCACAGAGACCAUGGGAUGAGAUUGAAGGAAAGCAUUUCUUCUUAUAUUGUGAUCACUGUAAAACUGCAUGGAGUUCCAACUACAAUGGAUGUCAUAAAGAGAGCAUCAGUGGAACCACGCCAGUAAACCACUCUGGUUGGUACACCAAUUUGUCAGGCAUAAUACUAUUGCCAGAGUUCAUCACAGAAGAAGAAGAAAGCUACCUUUUAGAAGAAAUGGAGAAGCACGAGUGGGUUGAGUCGCAAUCUGGUCGAAGAAAACAGGAUUUCGGACCGAAGACGAACUUCAAGAAGAAGAAGGUGCGUCUGUCGACGUUCACUGGGCUUCCGGCAUACAGCCGUGAGCUCGUGAGGCGUCUGCAGCGCGUCGACGCGCUCGCGGGGUUCCUUGCCGUCGAGCAGUGCAACCUCGAGUACACGCCCGAGCGCGGCUCGGCGAUCGACCCGCACUUCGAUGACUUCUGGCUGUGGGGCGAGCGGCUCGUGUCGGUCAACCUGGUGUCGGACACCGUCAUGGCGUUCCUGCCCGACAAGUCGCAGCUGCUGCGCGUUCCCGUCGCGUUUGCCGAUGGUGGUGGUGCUUGUGACGGCGCGUCCUCGGGUGACGGUGCAUCCUUGGGUGACAGAGCGCAUGACGGUGCAUGUGACGGCGCAUGCUCGGGUGACAGCAUGCGUGAAGGUGUGUCAUCAUGCGACAGAGCGUGUGACGGCGCAUCCUUCGGUGACGGCGCGUCCUGUGGCAACUGUGCGUAUGGCGGCGCGUGUGACGGUGCAUCCUUGGGUGACAGAGCGCAUGACGGUGCAUGUGACGGCGCAUGCUCGGGUGACAGCAUGCGUGAAGGUGUGUCAUCAUGCGACAGAGCGUGUGACGGCGCAUCCUUGGGUGACGGCGCGUCCUGUGGCAACUGUGCGUAUGGCGGCGCGUGUGACAGUGCGUCCUUGGGUGACAGAGCGCGUGACUGUGCAUCCCCGGGUGACGGCGCAUGUGAUGACGCAUCCUCGGGUGACAGCGAGGUGUGUCGUUCCCACGACGAUGAACGCAGAGUCGCCGCGUCCGCUCCCACCGAUCUGAGGACCGUUGUCAAGGAACACGAAAGUAAUGGUGAACAAAACAUAUCGAGCUCGCCAGACGCCUCGAACGUCGACGCAGUGAACGCUCAAGAAAACGCCCCGAGUUUGCCAGACGCCGCCCCGAUCGUCGACGCAGUGAACGCUCAAGGGGGCAUCUCGCGGAAAUCUCGAAUUGCGAAAAUAGCGCGCAAUGGCUCGUGCACAUGCGUCGAUGCUGCUGGGGACGGCAGAAAGCGCCAAGCGGCCGGCGCGAACUCCGACCUCUCGCCGGAGUUCGCCGGGCGGACGCCGACGCUGCCGUGUGCGAGCGUUGAGGUACACGUGCUGCUGCCGAGGAGGUCGGUGCUCGUGAUGGCGGGCGCGGCUCGGUCGGCGUGGAAGCACUGCAUACACCGUCGCGACGUCACGCGCCGCCGCGUCGCCAUCACCCUGCGCGAGCUGUCUCGCGAGUUCAAGCCCGGGGGUCGCGAGGCCGACCUCGGCGCUCGUCUCGAGACGCUGGCUCAGAGUUUCGCCGGGUCCGUCGUCAGGUGACCUCCCCCGUGCGCGUGCGUGGUUGCGUCGACCCCAUGUUCUAUGUUCGGUUACAUUGUUCCUUAUAUCGAUCGAUGUUUAAAUAACGAUAGACCGAUUAUAUCAAUAUUAUGAUCGAGUUAGCAGUUACUGUCUUUCUUGUCAGAUGGUUCGAGUGAUCAGUCGGUGAUGGGAUUUAGAAAAGCCAAAAUGUCAAAUGAAUGCAAUAACAGUAUAUUAUAUAUUUAAUAAACAUUUAUUCCCAUGCAUUCCAUCCCUGUAAUAUAAUUGUAAUUUGUAAUCUCCAGAGAGUAAAUAUCAUUAAUAUUAUAAUUUUGAAUUAUCUUCAUUACUUCUGAAAUAAUAGAAACCAUUUGUUGCCACAUGUUCCCUAUCAGAAUGCUUUAUAUUGUGAUCUCUCUAGGGACAGAUUUGAUCUCUAUGAGUUUGAGGUAUACACAGGUGAUAGAAGUAUUUUAAGUUGAAAACCCUUGUUCACGACAUCUUGUGUGCCACGUUAUACAUAAGCAAAUGCACAUUUCACAAACAGUGUGGAAACACUUUUCACCAUGAUGUUUAGUUACGUUGAUACAUUGCCGUCUUGCAAAAAAAA
Molecule: messenger RNA, 2375 nt
Organism: Priapulus caudatus
Lineage: Eukaryota; Metazoa; Priapulida; Priapulimorpha; Priapulimorphida; Priapulidae
Product: alpha-ketoglutarate-dependent dioxygenase alkB homolog 4-like
Exons: 3
Coding region: 65-1783 (572 amino acids)
Biological process (GO): oxidative demethylation
Molecular function (GO): oxidoreductase activity; demethylase activity
Source: RefSeq, a predicted model, not a curated record